Molecule: messenger RNA, 10141 nt
Organism: Acipenser ruthenus (sterlet)
Lineage: Eukaryota; Metazoa; Chordata; Actinopteri; Acipenseriformes; Acipenseridae
Product: phosphatidylinositol 4,5-bisphosphate 3-kinase catalytic subunit alpha isoform-like
Exons: 21
Coding region: 687-3893 (1068 amino acids)
Biological process (GO): phosphatidylinositol-3-phosphate biosynthetic process; cell migration; phosphatidylinositol 3-kinase/protein kinase B signal transduction
Cellular component (GO): cytoplasm; plasma membrane; phosphatidylinositol 3-kinase complex, class IB
Molecular function (GO): 1-phosphatidylinositol-3-kinase activity; 1-phosphatidylinositol-4-phosphate 3-kinase activity
Source: RefSeq, a predicted model, not a curated record
UUACUGUGUGCGACGUCUAGAAACCACUACAAUGCAAACACUCGAGAUUAUGUCAAAUGUUGCGUCACGUUCUGCAUUUGUGUAUUUUAGAAGUGCUUUAGUUAAACCAGUUUUGCGUUUGAGCUUACUUUAAUCGUAAAAUUAAGAACAAGUAUCGGUUCAAACAAGGAUUCUGUGGAGUGCUCUACCAGAAAGUGGUACAAUCCUUCGUAGUUUUUGGAGAUUGGGAGGGGGCACGAGGUGAUUGAUAGAAAUGAUUUCAGUAAAAGCUCGCGCGACAGUAGGUUUUUAGGGGUGGAAAUUAAAAAAAAACAUCUUCCCGGUCAGUAAUUUUUGUUGCGGUGUUAAUGAUUAUAUGCAAGGGAUGUUUAGGUAACAUCGGUUACGCAUGUAGAUUUAUUUUUUAUGUAUGUAAAUAAGCAUAAUGUGGCGAUAAACGAAACCAGCUGAUAUUACCAAAUUUCCAUACAAGAAAAACAAGGAGAAAGAGACCUGCGGUUGCUAUGGAGAAACUGCGGCUGUCAGACCGGGGGCAGGCCUGAGCCUCGGACUGGAGUUACUGGGAAAGGCCGGGGACGGGGAGAGGUGGGAGCAACACUUUGGGGAAGAGAGGGAGUUGUUUAUUAGAAGACGUGCAUUUGCUGAAUUACCUGAAGCAGUGUAGAGACUUUGAACUUUAAGAAAAAAUGCCUCCAAGACCAUCGUCGGGUGAACUGUGGGGCAUCCACUUGAUGCCCCCAAGGAUUUUGGUGGACUGUCUCCUGCCUAAUGGAAUGAUUCUGACUUUGGAGUGCCUCCGUGAGGCCACACUUAUUACCAUUAAACAUGAACUUUUUAAGGAAGCCAGAAAGUACCCGCUUCAUCAUCUCCUACAGGAUGAAACCUCGUAUAUUUUUGUCAGUGUUACACAGGAGGCAGAGCGGGAGGAAUUUUAUGAUGAAACAAGACGACUUUGUGAUCUCCGACUCUUCCAGCCAUUUUUGAAGGUCAUAGAGCCAGUUGGCAAUAGAGAGGAGAAAAUUCUUAACCGGGAAAUUGGUUUUGCAAUUGGUAUGCCUGUGUGUGAGUUUGAUCUUGUAAAGGAUCCUGAAGUGCAGGACUUCAGGAGAAACAUACUGAAUGUCUGUAAAGAAGCAGUGGACCUCAGAGAUGUAAAUGGGCCACACAGUCGAGCAUUAUAUGUUUACCCUCCAAAUGUAGAAUCCUCUCCAGAACUUCCAAAGCACAUCUACAGUAAACUUGAUAAAGGUCAAAUAAUUGUUGUGAUUUGGGUGAUAGUUUCUCCCAAUAAUGACAAACAGAAGUACACACUAAAAAUUAACCACGACUGCGUACCGGAGCACGUAAUAGCAGAAGCUAUAAGGAAGAAAACUCGGAGCAUGCUGCUUUCACCUGAGCAGCUCAAAAUGUGUGUGCAGGAAUACCAGGGAAAAUACAUCCUGAAAGUGUGUGGCUGCGAUGAGUAUUUGUUGGAAAAAUACCCGCUUAGUCAGUACAAGUAUGUGAGAAGUUGCAUCAUGUUGGGGCGUAUGCCGAAUCUGAUGCUGAUGGCUAAGGAGAGUCUGUACACUCAGCUGCCAAUUGAUAAUUUCACCAUGCCAUCUUACGCUCGUCGAAUCUCAACUGCCACACCUUACAUGAACGGAGAAACCUCUGCUAAGUCCCUGUGGACCAUUAAUGAUACCUUGAAGAUAAAGAUCUUGUGUGCAACAUAUGUAAAUGUAAACAUUCGAGAUAUUGAUAAGAUUUAUGUGCGAACAGGCAUAUAUCAUGGAGGAGAACAGAUGUGCGAUAAUGUGAACACUCAGCGAGUGCCAUGUUCUAACCCAAGGUGGAAUGAGUGGCUGAAGUAUGACAUGUACAUUCCUGAUAUUCCACGUGCAGCUCGGCUUGGUUUGUCCAUCUGCUCUGUCAAAGGCAGGAAGGGGGCUAAAGAGGAACAUUGUCCAUUGGCAUGGGGGAAUAUUAAUCUCUUUGAUUACACAGACACUCUUGUCUCUGGAAAAAUGGCACUAAAUUUAUGGCCUGUGCCUCAUGGACUGGAAGAUUUGCUAAAUCCCAUUGGAGUGACAGGCUCAAAUCCAAAUAAGGAAACUCCUUGUUUAGAGUUAGAAUUUGAUUAUUUCAGCAGCCCUGUGAAGUUUCCUGACAUGUCAACAAUUGAGGACCAUGCUAAUUGGACUAUAUCCAGGGAACUGGGGUUUAAUUACUGCCCUACUGGCUUGAGUAACAGAUUAGCUCGAGACAAUGAGCUGACAGAAAGUGAUAACGAACAGCUUCGUUUGGUUUGUAACAGAGACCCUCUUUCUGAGAUCACUGAGCAAGAGAAAGAUUUCCUUUGGCGACACAGACAUAUUUUGGUAAACAUACCUGAAAUUCUGCCCAAAAUUCUGCUUGCUGUAAAGUGGAACUCCCGAGAUGAAGCAUCACAGAUGUAUUGUCUAUUAAAGGACUGGCCCGCAAUUAAACCAGAGCAGGCAAUGGAGUUAUUGGACUGUAACUACCCAGAUCCCAUGAUACGUGAUUUUGCUGUGAGGUGUCUUGAAAAGUAUUUGACAGAUGACAAACUCUCUCAGUACCUAAUUCAGCUUGUACAGGUCCUGAAAUAUGAGCAGUAUCUAGAUAACCCACUGGUGAGAUUUUUACUCAAGAAAGCUUUGACCAAUCAGAGAAUCGGACAUUUCUUCUUUUGGCACUUGAAGUCUGAAAUGCACAACAAAACAGUGAGUCAGCGGUUUGGCUUACUUCUGGAGUCCUACUGCCGAGCCUGCGGCAUGUACCUGAAACACCUGAGUCGGCAAGUUGAAGCCAUGGAGAAACUGAUUAACCUCACAGAUAUCCUCAAACAGGAGAAAAAAGAUGAAACGCAAAAGGUCCAAAUGAAGUUUCUUGUAGAGCAAAUGAGGCGGCCAGACUACAUGGAUGCAUUACAGAACUUUACCUCUCCACUUAACCCUGCACACCAAUUGGGCAAUUUAAGGCUUGAAGAAUGCAGAAUCAUGUCCUCUGCAAAAAGGCCUCUGUGGUUGAAUUGGGAAAAUCCAGAUAUCAUGUCCGAGCUUCUGUUCCAGAACAAUGAGAUCAUUUUUAAAAAUGGAGAUGAUUUGCGACAAGACAUGUUAACCCUGCAAAUCAUAAGAAUUAUGGAAAACAUCUGGCAGAACCAGGGCCUUGAUUUGCGGAUGCUUCCUUAUGGCUGUUUGUCAAUUGGUGACUGUGUGGGGCUGAUCGAGGUGGUAAGAAGCUCUCAUACGAUCAUGCAGAUCCAGUGUAAAGGAGGACUGAAGGGCGCGCUGCAGUUCAACAGCCAUACUUUACACCAGUGGCUUAAAGACAAGAACAAAGGAGAAAUGUAUGAUCUAGCCAUUGAUUUGUUUACACGUUCCUGUGCCGGCUAUUGUGUUGCCACUUUUAUUCUUGGAAUUGGAGACAGACACAAUAGCAACAUCAUGGUAAAGGAUGAUGGGCAGCUGUUCCAUAUAGAUUUUGGUCAUUUCCUGGAUCACAAGAAGAAAAAAUUUGGAUACAAACGAGAGCGGGUGCCAUUUGUCUUAACUCAAGAUUUCUUAAUAGUGAUAAGCAAAGGAGCUCAAGAAUGCACUAAAACAAGAGAGUUUGAAAGGUUUCAAGAGAUGUGCUAUAAAGCUUACUUGGCAAUCAGACAGCAUGCCAACCUCUUUAUAAACCUUUUCUCUAUGAUGCUGGGCUCAGGAAUGCCAGAGCUACAGUCUUUUGAUGACAUUGCUUACAUUCGGAAGACCCUGGCACUGGACAAAACUGAGCAAGAAGCUCUAGACUAUUUCAUGAAGCAGAUGAAUGAUGCUCAUCAUGGCGGGUGGACGACAAAAAUGGACUGGAUCUUCCACACGAUACGACAGCAUGCCUUGAACUGAAAUAAUGUUGAGCAGAUAAGUGACCGGAUUAUCCUGACAACCUAGUGCAGUGUUUGUCUCAAGCUGCAUCCACACUGAACGCGAGCGAAUAAUUUAGAAGUCACUGCAGUCAAAUGGGAGUAUCCAUACCAGUAGCGAGCAACGUGAGCAAUGUCGCUUUGAGAAAAAUUUGCAUCGCUAAAAUAGAACCUGUUUCUCUUUUUUUUUUUUUUUUUCCGUUGUGCGACUGGAAUGAAACUGACCAAUCGGAAGCAAGGUUAACACCCUUGACACAUGUCAAACACACGCCUCAAAACACGUUGCGCCUCAAAACAAGUUAAUCAUGGACGACAAAAAGUUAAUUUGAGGUGCAGCAGUAUCGAUUUAUUAUAGGAUUGUAAAUUGAACGACUACAAAGACAUCCAGAAGAAAGACCAUGCCUGGGUGGCUUGCAGGUGGUGCAUUUAGCAGCACCGAGACAUUUUCUUUCCGAUUUUAAUGCAAGUUGCAUGAAAAUAGGUUUAUUAAUAAGCAAAAAUAAACCGGACCAUACAUGCAGUCUACAUAUCCAGCAUUUAAAUGAAAAAUGUGCACUUUUUGCUGUCUUUUAAAAAUGACACAAAAAAGGUCCUGCAUUCGCUUUCAACUUGAACAUGUAACCUAAUUUUAAGCUAUGUGUUUGUUUGUUUUUUGGUUUUAUUAUAAAUAACGUUUUGUUCACUAAAUUGUUCAGUGGCACAAAUCCAUGACAAGUAGUUAUUUACAUACGCAUAAAGCAAAGUUUUGUGGCGAUUCACCAAACAAAAAUAUUAUCGAGGUCCUACUACACUAUACGUUGUAAAACAAAACCAGCAAUACGUUUGUAUUCUGUGUGACACAUCCCAACAUUACCAAGCUCACAUGUAGUUUUGAAGAUUAUGACCCAUAUUUAUAUAAAGCAUUUUCUGUCAAGUUGACAGGACUGUUUUAAAAGGAAAAACAAAAUAAUGAUACAAGGUAAUUGGUGACCUGCGCAUAACAAAGAUUUUAAUAGAUGGUGAUUUAUGUAGUGCUCAACAACGACGUAAUAAUAUUACUAAUAAUUGUAAUAGUAAUAAUGUUGCACUAUAAAAAAAUACUUUGUUAAUAAACAAAAAGGAUCAAAGAAGGAAUUUGUAAAGAAACACAAUUGAGAUUGCAUUAAGUUGUAUAUAUAAAUGUAUAACGAUAAAAUAAUGUUGUUGAAAAUAUCAGUUUAACUAUACUACUAUUGUCCAGCUGUUUUCUGACAGCUGGAGAUGUACUGGGCUUCAAAUCAGACUACUAUUACUACUACUGCUACUCGUACCGUGAAAAAAAAAAAAACUACAACUGUACAAUUACUACUUCUAAUAAUGAUAACAAUAAAACCGUUGGAUAUAUAGGGAUGUUCAAUAACUCUGAUCUAUAGAUUUUAUAAGUCCAACCUUUAUUUUACAACGGAGUUGCCAGAGGUCAGGGUAACCAAACAAGACCUAUUUUGUAAUGGGACAGCCUAUCUCUAGUAUGUCCAAUAGGAAUGCAUGGACAGGGUCAUGUAUUUAUUUCCAGUCUUUUGGCUUGUUUCCAAGUCCCGUCUGGUGUGGAUUGACAUUCGGUACUUCGCUUGUGUCGCUCUGUCCAGUGUGGAUGCAGCUUCAGACAGAGUGAACAGUGGUUGACAUGCAACAGCCCUAACCGCACUGAUCAGUCUGAAAAAGAGCAGUACCAGCAUUCUCUUGUGAAAAGGUUUUCUUACCCGGAUAAUGGAUUCAUGUUCGUCUCAAACUCUCCACAGGUCAGGAGAAGAAAAUGGUGUUCCUCAUGUUCAGUCCUUUCUUAAAAAAAAAAAAAAAAAAGUAAAAUAAAAACAACACACUUCUUUCAUUUGCAUAUGUCCACCUGUGUGGUAUUAAGGAGCACAUUCCUUAUUCAAGUGUUAAGGUCUAGAGAACAUCUUCAUAGUGAGGUCAUGUUGUGUGUGUGUGAUUCACUAGACACCUAUUGGCGCUCUGCGGAAUUGGUUGUUGCUUUUUCAUUUUUAUAUACAGUUUAGUUCUCUUGAUGUGUACGUUGCCAUCCUGUGCUUGUGAAGUUGCAUGUUAGUGCUUUCAUACUAGCGCUGUGAAGAUUUUGGGGGGGUCCUUGUAAACAAAGUUUUAUAUAUGUAUAUAGUAUAGAUAAAAACGUUUUUUCAUAUUUUCAAUAAUAAAACUCGUGAUACUGUAGACACAGUACAGGUACAAAUAAUGGAAGAUCUUGCACUCGGGUAACAUUUCUGUUGAUUGGGCUCACCAAUGUUUAAUCUACCUCCUGAACAAUACAGCCAGACAAAUGAGCCAUCAAAGAAGGUUCUCAAGAUGAGCCAAGCCCAUGUCACACAAAUUCCAGGAAGGAUGCAGAAAAUGAUUCAAAGUGACUUUGUACCAUGCUAAAUUCGAUCACUUCUUCUAUCACGGGCUCUAUUAACCAUCCUGUCAAAAUGUAACUAAUCAGUACACCCAGACUGAUUUCACGCCAUGACAUUUUGUCAGAAUCUUGAUCAACAAACCUGCAGCGUUUACAUUGAUCUCGCAAAGAAAUGUCUUGCAGAUCUGCUUGGAAUAAAGGAACAGAAUCUUGGACAAAGACUUUUUCUUGGAGAUUCAUUGGCUUGAGGUUUUGUAGACCAAGUACAAGACCAUUUUCCAGUACAGUAGCAGUAUUUAUACAUUUUAAAUGCGUACAUUGGAAAUAAACACAUUAUAGCAAAGGCAGAAUCUUAAAGAACAUACAUAUCCCUGCACUGGUGGCGUGUAAAAGAAAGUUUUUUUUUUUUUUUUUUUUUUUUUUCCUUCAAAAUGUAACAUUAUGGAAUCCUAUUUAAGAAAUACUUUCAAGGUGAUUCUACUGUUCCCAGACUAAAAUAUACCAGACCCAAGAUAUGUUUUACUUAAACUUACAGCUGGUUCUAAGCCUAUAGUACAAAAUGCAAUAAAGCAGCAUUUAUUUUGAAGAAUUAAUUUGGACAAUUUUUGUCCUGUACACUAUGUGGUUUGUAUCGGUUGUGCUACCUUGAUAAAGGUAGUAAUUGGAGGGUUGGUUUUUUUUUUAUUUAUUUAUAUUUUUUAACCCCUAUAAGACACACUGCCUAAAGUUGUACUUCGUUUAUAUUGUAAUUUGAGAGAGGCAGUGUUAUGACAGCUCAUGAAUCCUGCAUUUAGUCAGUCUUUUAAUAUUAUUUUCAGGUUGAUAUAUGCAGGUGGUAUGUGUGUACCUGAAGUCUGUUUGAAUAUACCUGUGUUGUCUGAGCCAUUGUUUUGAAUAGGGAAUUGCUGAAAAAAAAUGGUUGCUACAUAAUAGGCAAAAAAUAUAUAAUUGUAUUUGGUUCAGUUUCAUAUAGGUACAAAUGUAUUUUCAGCAGUAUUACUACUGCACAGUAAUGUGGUUGAUAUUCAGUCUUGGCAGCAAAAAUGUAUAUGUUUUUAUUUAUGUUUUAUACAAAGCAAUGCAAGGAAUCAGGUCCAUUCAAGAGGUUGUACAUGCAAUACACAAUUAUUCUUUUUUGUAGUAGUAGUAAUUUGCAGUUUAUUUUAAAGUAAGGAUCACCCAUAGAGGUAAUGAAACAGUGCUACUAAUUGAAAUCUGAAAUCCCAACUUACCACACAGAGCAGACUAGAAGACUGAUUCCCUUUAACUGUCUAUUGCCAAAUAGGUAGUAAAACAUGAGUUGCAGUCUAUAUUUAUGGCAAGCAACUAAAACAUGAACACUAUUUGCCACCAAAUGCUAAUGAACACAUUUUUAUAUUCACUUUUUUAAAACAUUUUUGGUAAAAAAAAAAAUCAUGUUUAGUUAUUUUCUCGCAUUAUUCUCUAGUUUACUUUUUGUUUGUCAGAACACCUUAUUUAAAACUUUGGUAUUUUGUUAUUUAAACUUAACUGAAAAUGAUUAAAUUGUACAUUACACAAUAUGCCGUCAAGUAGCCAAAGGAGCUUUUGCAUUGCUUUGCUUCCUGCUUUUGAUCUGAAGCUAAUCCUUUUAUUAAAAAAAUAAAAUAAUAAUUCUGAAAGCAGCGGUAAAAAACCCCACAUAUUACAAAUAAACAGCACAGUGGUAGCAAUUCAUUAUUACAUCAUCCUUUAUUUUAUUUGUAAAUGUGUAAGAUGUAAUGAUUAGUGUUCAGAUAUUUAAGGUUUUUAAUUGUCAUAUGAAUGUCUCUUGUGGAAAAACGGCUUGCAUCAACAGCAAAUUAAAGCUAGUGUAUGUGCUUGUGUAUCAUUGCUAUUUCCAUAGUUACUGUACAUCCCAGAAGAGCUGGUAGAAGCAAGUGAUUUUACAAUAUUGGAUCGGUUGUCAGAUGCAGUAGAUUAAUUGGGAGUAGUAAACAUGGACCUGUGUUGUACGUUGGUUAUAUACUUGCAACCUUUCCUGGAAAGGAAUUACUAUUUUGUAAGGCGUGUGCAAAUAUAGCAGACAGUUAUCCAAUCCAGACCAUGAACUCACUAGUUGAGGAAAGACUUGUUUAAUGUUUCAACCACUUGUACAUUGGCAAGGCCGUUAGUAUAUUAGUAAAGACAACAUACAGCCAUCAGUACUUUAAUGCCCUUUUCAUAAAUAUUUUUGGUUAAAUUGUGAAGUAACAGUGUUUUGGAAAAGACAGAAAAUGUAAGUCUAAUCCAUGUGGUCAGUUCCCUUUUGAACACUAAGUUUAUAAUGAAAUGUGGUGUAUGUAAAGCUACUAAAAAUGGUCUUUCCAUCCUCUUGUGCAUUAUAAAUGCAUUUAUUUUACAUUCAAAUCUUGAAAAGGGCCUGCUUAUGAACUGUGAACUUUUAAUUUCUUUUAACAAUAUAUUUACAUUUGUUAGGUUUAUAAAGAGCAUGAUAUGUAAAGCAUUAAAAGUCACAGUAAUCCAAACUUAUGCAUUCAUGUAAGAUGCUGUACUUGAGGUUUUGUAUUUCAAACUAUAUAUGUGUCUCUUAUAUGCAGUAAAACAGUCAACCACUAUACAGUCAUAACUGAAGUGUGUAGGUGGUUUUGCACUUUGUAACUGAUCUUUUAAGCGCCUUAUGUCUUAAAGGCACUGUACUAACUUCCCUGCAUAUACUAGUAGAUAAAUACCUUAAGUAGUUCUUUUUAUACUCUCCAUUAUCAGGAAUAGGUUUUUAGAUAUUGUAGUGAUCGGUAGAAUUAUGCUUGCUUUUUAAAAUCUAUAAACAGCAUGGUUAUGUUUUUAUUAUUUUAUUUAUUCCAUAUUGUUUGUAUUUACAGGUUACAGACUUUUUGGGCUGGACCCACUUAGUCCACUCAAAUGCCUAUGUAUAAUGUCCUGAAACCUAUUAUAGAAGAUUUGACUUGAUAAGGAAAAAAGGAAAGAAAAAAAAAACUAAAUGUGCUAUCCAGAGGAUUGAUGUGCUGCUUUUGUAGCAUUUUUAAAACCUUUCCAGAUUAGUUCAGUUUUUAAAGGUUUUACUUGAAUUGUAUUGUUACAAACCCUUUUAUAUGUUGAAAACAAAGUUGUGGUUACCAUAUGGCAUAGCACUGAAGGUUAGUUAGCAUAAGCCAUUUCAUACCGAUGGUGAAUGUUCAAAUCCUUUGGUUAGAUAGGUCUCUUACUACAAAUUUAGUACUGUUUUGAUUAAAGACUUUUGAAGUAAAAAGCACGACAUAACGUCUGUUUUUCUCUGAACACCACAAGAGUUGUAGUAACACUAAGCAUGUCUGUUAUAAUUUGGCGGAGGCUGGCUUGUGGGUUUUUUCUGUUUGUUUGUUUUUAGUGUAAAAAAAAUGUAAUCCUAAUACUGGGAGCGUAGAUAAGUGGCACACUCUGGUUCUAGACACAAGUUUGGAAAGGUAAAGGUGAAACUUCUUUUAUAAUGCAAAAGAGUAGUCUAUACAGGGAGGCUACCAGCCCAAAUUGAGCAAAAUGAACUUUUCUCCCUGUUGUGUUCAGAACUUAUCUCUCUAAACUAAAUGACUUUUUUUUAUCAUGUUAUGGGCCAAAUGAAGAUUGUGUAUAACCCAACUGCAUGUACGUUGGAUUGCAUUAACCAAGCAUUAUAGUAUCCUUAUUAUUUUGGUACGUUUUGCUAUGUAGCUUGAAAAGAAAAUGUUUGGCCUAAGACUGUACUUUCUGUAGCUCAUGUUUUAUUACCUGGUAACAAUCUGCGUUUUUCUUUUUAUCUAAGUCUGUUGUACAUCAUGGUAUUUUAUUAAACAAUUGCUUUGUUCCAAGUCUGUCUCAAAUAAUUUGAGUGUUAUGUAAUUAUGUAUAAAUAAAUUUAUUUAAAGUGG